AUGGCGUUCGAGGAAUCCGAUGUCGGCCAACAGGGCUAUUCAGCGUCCAUAAACGAGAAAACCCAUGCUGCUAGGCCGGUAGAGGAUAGUUCGAGCGACGGUGUUAGGUCCUUGAGGAAUUCACCGCAGGACGUGGAGCCAGGUAUUGAUCAAAACCAGGACAAGGAUCUGACGAGAACCGCGACAAACAUGAGCCAUGUUGGUGCUUUCGCAGCUAGAACCCUGUCAAUUGUCCGCACCAGAGAAUCGGGAAAAGAUCUCGGUCCUCCUCCAGAUGGUGGUUUUCUUGCCUGGUCACAGACGUAUUACACCGAGACCUUGGGACGGUCUCCGUCAGAUAUUUCUUGGGUUGGGAGCAUCCAGAUCUUCCUACUUUUCUUCAUUGGCGUGUUCUCUGGUCGGGCAACCGAUGCUGGCUACUUCAAGGUCAUUCUGACAAUGGGCGCAGUGCUGGAACUGUUCUGCAUUUUCAUGACUUCUCUGUGCACCAAAUACUGGCAAUUGUUUCUUGCGCAGGGAGUAGGGCAGGGCAUUGGAUGCGGUCUGAUGUUUUGUCCCACCAUUGCGCUAACACCCACGUACUUUAGCAAGAAGCGAUCUGUUGCCAUUGGAAUCGUGGCUUCAGGAUCUGCAACUGGAGGGCUUAUCUUUCCUGCUGUUGUUAUGCGCCUAUUACCGCAGAUUGGAUAUGGAUGGACUAUGCGGACAUUGGGUUUCAUAUCACUAGCAACCCUGACACCCUGCUUGAUUUUCCUCCGACAACGACUGCCGCCGCGCAAAAAUGGACCUGUCGUUGAAUGGGCCGCUUUUAAAGAAUCAUCCUACUCAUUCUUCGCCAUCGGCAUGUUUCUCAACUUUUGGGGACUAUACAUCGGCUUUUUCUAUAUCGGAAGCUUCAGCCGCGAAAUCAUUGGUGUGUCGACGGAGACAUCGAUCUAUGUCCUUUUACUCAUGAAUGGUAUCGGCCUUUUAGGCCGUGUCAUUCCGAACUCCAUGGCAGAUCUGUAUACCGGCCCGCUGAACAUGUUGAUCCCAUUCAGCUUUGCUACAGGCCUUAUUGCCUUUUGUUGGGCAGGUGUGCACAACAUUAGCGGGGUGUACGGUUUUGCCGCCUUCUAUGGCCUUGCGGCAGCUGGGAUCCAGUCUCUCUUCCCGGCCACAUUGAGCACCCUUACAACCGACCUCAAAAAGAUGGGGGCGCGAAUGGGAAUGAUUAUGAGCGUAGUGGGAGUUGCGGCCCUAAUUGGGUCUCCUAUUGCCGGGGCGCUGGUCCAACGAGGAGACGGAGAUUACUUGUAUGCUCAAAUGUUCAUGGGCGGUGUGAUUAUUGCUGGGACACUGAACUUAAUUGCGGCUCGGACCGCUAAGUUGAGAGGAAGGCUUUCAACCAAACCUACAGUUACAUCAGACAUUUCUGCUUUAGUCUACAUCGAGUCGAGAUCGCUCUGCACUUCAAUACCCGCCAGCACCUACAAGAUGGCACCCCGUGGUCGUGGAGGAAAGUUCUCUAAGCCAAGUCGGGGAGGUGGAAAACACUUCAGCCGAGACAUCCAGACCGUCGAUAAAGAUGGGAACCCCGUUAGCAUGUGGCGCGACCCCGCCGAUGACCCCGAGUCCUCUUCCGAAGAAGAAGAAGAAGAAUCCUCCACAGAAGAGUCGGACGAGUCCUCCGACGAAGUCGGACCAAGCACCGGCACUUCCAAAUUACCCAGUGACGACCCAGCACAGGGGCAUUCCGAACUGACGCGCGAAGAACGCCGUGCCCUCGUAAAGGCAAAGAAAGCCGCUGGUGCAGCGCGCAGAGCCCAAGGCCCUGCACAGCCCGGCGACCUCCCGCCUAGCGACUCCGAGUCCGAGACACAACCUACCAAUAAUACCAGAAGUAACGGUACCAAAGGGAAAGACAAGGCAGUGGCUGCGGCGGAAGACCUAGGCGACGAAGACGAUGGCCUUGGCCUCCCUGCUAAUCCAAACUAUACAUCUAAACCCGUGAAAACAGAAGAUGAGGAGGGUGGGGAAAGCCAACUUUCACGCCGGGAACGUGAAGCCAUUGAAGCGCAGCAGGCGCGGGAGCGAUACAUGAAGCUUCAUGCGGAGGGGAAGACAGACGAAGCCAGGGCGGAUUUAGCGCGGUUAGCGAUCGUGAAGGAAAGGAGGGAGGCAGAGCGGCUAAGGAAGGAGGCCGAGAAGGAGGAGAAGGCAGAGAUUGCGAGGCAGAGGGCGGAAGAGAGGGAGAGGAAGUUAACUAAAGGGGGUGGGCCAAAGAAGAAGGGAGGAAAGAAAUAGAAAUGUCCAAUAUCCAUCGGCUGGGAUUGGGCUCAACUGGCUUUUCUUUUCUUUCUUUUCUUUCUUUUUUUUCUUUUGUUGCUAUGUGUGGACAAUAGAGUACGAUAUCAUGAUAGGCUAGAUAUUGAUGAAGACAGAGAAAGAUGCCGAAUCCUCUUUUACUCACUAGGCGAAGAACCGUAUAGCGAAUGCGACUGAGAUCGAAAACAGAUAUAACUAUACUAUGCACCUGCUGUAACCUGCUGAAGUAGAAACAAAUAAGACGUAACAAAAUAUAAACAUCCAUUUCAUGCACCAGCGCCAGCCCACUUUGCAACACGAAACUAUGUACGUAUCUAAACACCAACUUGAGGCCUCUUCGGCUAUACACCCCAGAACAACCCUUCCACGCUCCGUCCCUGCAUCACCACGCCCCACCCGGCAAUAAGACUAACAAGCCAC
Molecule: messenger RNA, 2727 nt
Organism: Aspergillus versicolor CBS 583.65
Lineage: Eukaryota; Fungi; Ascomycota; Eurotiomycetes; Eurotiales; Aspergillaceae
Exons: 7
Coding region: 1-2286 (761 amino acids)
Biological process (GO): transmembrane transport
Cellular component (GO): fungal-type vacuole membrane
Molecular function (GO): transmembrane transporter activity
Source: RefSeq, a predicted model, not a curated record